This is a messenger RNA of Calypte anna (Anna's hummingbird), 1704 nucleotides long. RefSeq names its product malate dehydrogenase 1B (gene MDH1B). Gene Ontology annotation, biological process: malate metabolic process; oxaloacetate metabolic process; tricarboxylic acid cycle. Gene Ontology annotation, molecular function: L-malate dehydrogenase (NAD+) activity. The record is from RefSeq and is a predicted model, not a curated record. The transcript has 10 exons. NCBI's taxonomy places the organism in Eukaryota, Metazoa, Chordata, Aves, Apodiformes, Trochilidae. The coding region runs from base 46 to 1524 and encodes 492 amino acids.
CGCCCGCCUCACCUCACAGCGCCUCAGCUCAGCUCAGCUCAGCUCAUGGCCAGGCUGGUGCUGGCAGGGAAGGCAAACUGCCCGCACUAUGCCAAAGCUGAGCUCCUGGCAGACUAUCUCCAGGCUAACUUGCCAGACUUCAGGGUCCACAAGAUCACCCAGCACCCUGACAAAUGGGAGGAGUGGCUUCAGCAGGUUUGUGAGAGGAAUGGAUGGGAACACCAAGAGUCUCCUAUCAUUUGGAGAGAACUCUUGUACCGUGGAGGGAAGGGACUGCUGCUGGGAGGAAUGGAGGAUUUUCUGCAAUAUGUGCAGCGCUACUAUGGGGUCAGCACAGCAGUGUCCAGUGAGGAAAUGUUGGACAUUGCUGAGGAGAACCUGCAGGCCCAUACUGAAAUUGAGAAAGAAGAGGAAGAGUUUAGGAGUCUUAUCAACCCUUUGCAGAUCUGGAUCACCAGUGCAUCAUCUCCGACCUGCUACCAGCUGAUCCCUCUGUUGGCAAGUGGGGAAGUGUUUGGGCUGAGCACAGAGAUCAGUAUCCAUUUGCUUGAUGCCAGCCAGUUUGAGGAAGUUCUCCAUGGCCUUGCCCUGGAAGCUGCAGACCUGGCCUGCCCACUCCUCCGCAGCGUUGGGGAGCACACUGAGGUGGCUGAAGCUUUUGUUCAAGCUGAUGUUGUCAUUCUUCUUGAUGAUGUCCUGGUAAACCCUGAAGUCCAACCCCUUGAGAGCUGCAUCAGAGAAGUGGGUGAGAUCUGUCAAGUCUAUGCUCCCCUGAUAGAGAAGAAUGCCAAGAGUGAGGUCAGAGUAAUUGCAUCAGGAAAAACCUUUGUAAACCUCAAGGCAAUGAUGAUGAUCACUUAUGGCCCCUCCAUUAAGCCUGAAAAUGUCAUUGCUGUUGCAUCCUCCUGGGAAAGUGCAGCCAAAGCCAUGCUGGCCAGGAAGCUGAAUUUGAGUGCAGCAGAAGUUAAAGAUGUGAUUGUCUGGGGCAAUAUUUCUGGCUGUAACUACAUUGAUUUGUCACAUGGAAAAGCUUAUGGAUAUGACUCUGGUAUUCGGGGGCCCCCUGAUUUCCCACAUCCUUUGCUGAAUGUGAUUUCUGACAGGGAAUGGAUCCAUUCAGCAGUGCUCUCUGAGCAGAGCUCGCUGAGGUCCCGGCUCUGUCACUGUGCAGGGAUGUUACCUGCUCAUGCAGUAGCCACUGCACUGAGACACUGGUACCAAGGCUCUCCUCCUGGGGAAGCCAUUUCAGUGGGAGUACUUACCAAAGGUCAAUAUGGUAUUCCUGAAGGAAUUGUCUUCUCUGUGCCAGUGAGGUUCCACAGUGGUACCUGGGAAGUCAUCACGGAACUAGAGAUGAAUGAAGAGACCCGAGAAGCCCUGGGACGGGCAGCCCACGAGCUGCUUCAGGAAAAGCUUGUUGCAAUGAAGGAAAUACAAGAAAUGCAUCCUUAUGGAGCAAAUAACAUCACUAGUGACAAAGAUUUGCACCAAGAGAUGGAAACCUUGCCUGCUGGCUCACUUUAGCCACAGUUGUCUGGAGGAGAAAAAGCUGAAAAUUCCCAUGCUAAAACAAAGUUUCCAUUGCUCAAAAAAGCAAACUACAAAGAAAAGCUUAACAGUGCCAUACAUUUUGCAGGAUCUUCCUUAUCAAAAACCUGGAAGCCUCUAAGGCAGAAAAAGCUUUCAAAACCAGUAUGAAUGUUA